This is a messenger RNA of Sebastes umbrosus (honeycomb rockfish), 2144 nucleotides long. It is a transcript of the gene pold2, whose product is annotated as polymerase (DNA directed), delta 2, regulatory subunit. Gene Ontology annotation, molecular function: DNA binding. Gene Ontology annotation, biological process: DNA strand elongation involved in DNA replication; DNA replication. The transcript is spliced from 11 exons. Gene Ontology annotation, cellular component: delta DNA polymerase complex. Bases 158 to 1591 code for a protein of 477 amino acids. Lineage: Eukaryota; Metazoa; Chordata; Actinopteri; Perciformes; Sebastidae. The record is from RefSeq and is a predicted model, not a curated record.
CUACAACUUCUCGCGAGAAUACGUGAGAACACCACGUUGAGCGGGUGAUUUCGCGGGAACUGUCUCUUGCUCGCUGAGAAGGAAUAACACAGCAGAAAAUAUAAGUUACAUACCUGAUUUAAAACAUCUAACAGCUUCCCUCUGCUAAGGACAAGUCAUGUUCUCCGACCUGAGCGCCCAGAAGCAGGGCUCCUCACUGCUCUGCCGCCCUGCCUCCGAGGACCAGGACCAGGACCAGGACCAGGGGCCGGUGUUUGAGAGGCAGUCGCUGGACUACAGUCUGUGCUCCGAGCGCUACACAGUUGGGGAGAGGAGCUUCAGUCGCCAGUAUGCUCAUAUAUACGCUGCACGACUCAUGCAGAUGAGGCCCUUGCUGUCAGAGAGAGCCCAGCAGAAGUGGGGAUCAGAUGUGCUUAUCAGGAAGCUUUGUGAUCUUCAGACAGGGGAGCAGUGUUGCAUUGUGGGAACCUUGUUCAAGCGCAUGGAACUGCAGCCAUCUAUUCUGAAAGAGAUCAGUGAGGAGCACAACCUGCUGCCUCAACCUGCACGAGCCAAAUUCAUCAGUGAAACAGAUGAGCUGAUUCUGGAGGAUGAGCUACAGAGGAUCAAACUGGAGGGCAAAAUUGACAGAGACAAGCAUGUCACAGGUAGUGUUAUUGCAAUAUAUGGAGCCGAAAAGAAUGACGGGAAGUUCACUGUUGAGGACUUUUGCGUGGCUGAUGUUCCUCCGCAGACACCCAGACCUGGGCUCAGCUCUGACCGGUUUGUGCUCAUGGUCUCAGGACUUGGUCUAGGCAGCAGUCAUGCCGACAGCAUGCUGGGGCUGCAGUUGCUCGUUGACAUGGUAACCGGUCAGCUCGGUGACCAGGGGGAGCAGAGCGGGGCAGCGUCAAUUUCCAGGGUCCUGCUGGCUGGAAACCUCCUGAGCCAAAACACCCAGGACAAGGACGCCUCAACGAAGCCCAAGUACCUCACCAAGAAGACUCAGGCUGGCAGCGUGGACGCCAUGCGUCUGCUGGAUGAGCUGCUGCUUCAGCUGGUGGCCUCAGUUCCAGUGGAUGUAAUGCCGGGCCAGUACGACCCCACCAACUACACCCUCCCUCAGCAGCCUCUCCACCGCUGCAUGUUCCCCUUGUCCAAUGUGUACCCUACACUACAGCUGGCCUCCAAUCCACACCAAGCUAGCAUUAAUGGAGUGAAGUUCUUGGGCACAUCAGGCCAGAAUGUGUGUGACAUUCAGAGGUAUAGCAGCAAGGACAAUCACCUGGAAAUACUGGAGGACACGCUACGACUCCGACACCUGGCCCCUACGGCGCCGGAUACUCUGGGUUGUUACCCAUUUUACCAAAAAGACCCUUUCAUCUUGGAGGAGUGUCCCCACGUUUACUUCAGUGGCAACGCUCCGACCUUUGGGUCCAAGCUCAUUAAAGGUGCUGAAGGCCAGGAAGUCCUUUUGGUUACUGUUCCAGACUUCAGCAGCACCCAGACGGCGUGCCUGGUCAAUUUACGUACUCUCGCAUGUGAGCCAGUCAGCUUCUCGGCCUUCUCCGCUGACGACGAUGAUGAUAGUGAGAUGAACGUCAGCCACUGAGGGUCCAUAUCCACAUGCAGUACAACAUGCUGACUCUUCUUGGACACUAUUGAUGUUAUAUUCAGACUAAGUUUUCCUGACCACAGAGGAGUCACCAAGAAUUACAGUCCUUGCUACACUGGUGCUGUCCAGUAUCAUAAUGGUCAAUGAAUUGCUGUUAAAAUUAGGUUACUUCUAAUGUUUUUGCAUAAGACUGUAAGAGCUAAACAUCACUGAUAUCCCAGUAUUCUACUCUUAAAAUCAGUGUUCACAAAGGUGUUAAAAACAAGAGACAAGCGUUGCGUAUUAACAAGCCUUUAUUUGAAAAAUAACUCUACUCCAGCUGUGUCUGAGGCAACAUGACCGAAGACUCCCUCCCUCCUCUCACUCUCUGUUACCAACUUUGAACAAAUGCUUUUUUAACCUUUAUUGACUGUUCAUACUGUAAAAAAAAAAAUCUGCCAUGGAUGAAAAUAGUGUAAAUAAUUCAACUCUUGUGAAGUUAAAAAAAAAAAAAAAAAAAAAUGUCAUGACUUUUUUAAUGUGCAUCCACAAUAAACAACUUUUCAUGAAG